Molecule: messenger RNA, 1427 nt
Organism: Vespula pensylvanica (western yellowjacket)
Lineage: Eukaryota; Metazoa; Arthropoda; Insecta; Hymenoptera; Vespidae
Product: galactoside 2-alpha-L-fucosyltransferase Sec1-like
Exons: 2
Coding region: 297-1301 (334 amino acids)
Biological process (GO): carbohydrate metabolic process
Cellular component (GO): membrane
Molecular function (GO): galactoside 2-alpha-L-fucosyltransferase activity
Source: RefSeq, a predicted model, not a curated record
GAGAGAGAGAGAGGUGGGGAGAGAGAGUGAAAGAGUGUUGAAUGUUGAUGUUAGAAAAUUGUUGAAAAAAGAGAGGGACAAAGAGUGAGAGUGAGAAAGAAAGAAAUUGCUGAAUGUAUCAAAGUAACGAAGAUAUUGGAAAGAGAAUAAAGAAAGUUAAAGAAAGUUAAAGAAAGACAUAGAAUAAGAGAGAAAGAAAAGAAAAUUGUCGAAUUUAUUAAAGUAAGAAAGAUAUUGAAAAGAGAAUAAAGAGAGUUAGAGAGGGAGAAAAGAGGGGAAAGAAAGAAAGAGAGAGAAUGAGCCACGCUCAACAACAUGUGCUUGCGAGCGCCAUAGUCCUCGCUCUGAUAGUGGUUUUUGGCAUUCACGUCUUCCUCUUUCCCAUGUACACCUCCAGUCCGGCGUCCAGGCAUACGAAAAUAUCGUCAUACGAGCAAGCAUUAUGUCGGACCAAUUUAAAAAGUGUCCGAGUACCACCAGAAUGGAGGAACCCUUGUCCAAAAUAUGGAAUCGUCACAGCUGUUCAAGGUGGUCGACUCGGUAAUCAAAUUUGGGAAUACGCUUCGGUAUGGGCAACUGCUAGGAGGACUGGUCUAGAACCGUUUAUGCCUCGUUGCAUAUUAAAAACACUCGAGGAACAUUUCGAGAACCUCAGUAUACCACCUUUGAGUUAUAUCGGAAGAUGUACUCUCGACGUUGGCCAAGUGGUCAAUUCACUUGGUCAAUGGAACAGUACAGAACAAAACAUCAUCAUACCGAGGCACGCAGCAUACUGGUCUUUGAUUCUUGUCUGGCUGGACGAUGUACGUCGUGAAUUUACAUUCAAACCAAGCUUAAGAGCAAACGCCGAAACGGUACUACGUGAUGUCGCAGAAACAUUCAAUCUGUCUCAGCCAACUUACGUGAGCGUACAUGUUAGAAGGACAGAUUACGUCGAUUAUCUAUGGCAAAAACUAAAAGUUAGACCAGCACCAAUCAGUUAUUACUUCGCAGCUAUGGACUAUUUCGUUGGUAAAUAUGAUAAGGUCGUAUUCAUUGUUACAAGCGACAAUAUAGACUGGUGCAAACACAAUCUACGUAGCAAACGUCACAAAAUGAGUUUCGUCUCAGAAGCCGAUGGUAGAGGACCAGGUAAGGAUCUUGCAGUCUUGUCCAUAUGUAAUCACAGUAUCAUAGACUACGGCACGUACGGCUCGUUUGGAGCUAUUUUAGCCGCUGGUGAAACAGUCGUCUACAACGUAACGACGUACUUUUCUACCUUGAUCGCUGAGGUUUUACCCAAGUGGAGGAUAAUGAGUUGAAGCAAAGAAAAUAGAUAGAUCGUGAAAGAAAAGGAUACAACAGAUUGAUUGAUUGAUUGAUUGGUUGCUUGGUUGGUUGAUUGAUUGAUUGAUUGAUUGAUUGAUUGAUUGAUUGAUUGAUUCAUU